Toxotes jaculatrix (banded archerfish) is the source of this 4811-nucleotide messenger RNA. RefSeq names its product calmodulin regulated spectrin-associated protein 1a (gene camsap1a). The record is from RefSeq and is a predicted model, not a curated record. NCBI's taxonomy places the organism in Eukaryota, Metazoa, Chordata, Actinopteri, Toxotidae. The coding region runs from base 1 to 4809 and encodes 1602 amino acids. Gene Ontology annotation, molecular function: calmodulin binding; microtubule minus-end binding; spectrin binding. Gene Ontology annotation, cellular component: microtubule minus-end. Gene Ontology annotation, biological process: cytoplasmic microtubule organization; negative regulation of microtubule depolymerization; neuron projection development. The transcript is spliced from 19 exons.
AUGGAUGUGGAGGUGAGUGCUGGCAGGGACAGCACCAGGAGGAGAGCAGCGGCAGCAGAUGAUGAAGCAGGAGGAGGAGGAGGAGGUGGUGGAGGAGGCAUGGAGGCCCAGGUUGUACCACUGGAGCUCUACGACUCUGCAAGAGCCAAAAUAGACGCAAAUCUCCGCUGGAUGUUUGCCAAAGCCUAUGGUAUAGACAACAUCCCUGCGGACCUGCGAGACCCCUUCUACACUGACCAGUAUGAGCAGGAACACAUCAAGCCCCUCAUCAUCCGCCUGCUGCUGUCUGGAGAGCUCUACUGCCGGGUGUGUGGGCUCAUCCUGCAUGCUGAGCAGGCUGCCUCCCUGCAAAGCCACCAGUCUGUCAUCCAGGCCCUGUCCAGGAAAGGCAUCUAUGUCCUGGAGUCUGACAACACACCUGUUUCUGAUCUGGACCUCAGCUCAGCUCCCAUAAAGAUGAGCUCUCACAUCCACCUCAUUGAUGCCCUGAUGAUGGCCUAUACAGUGGAGAUGAUCAGCAUAGAGAAGGUCGUGUCCAGUGUCAAGCGCUUUUCGAACUUCAGUGCCCCAAAGGAGCCGCCUUUUGACCUGGAAGAUGCAAUGGUCUUUUGGAUCAACAAGGUGAACAUAAAGAUGAGGGAGAUCACAGAAAAGGAGCUGAAAAUGAAGCAACAUCUGCUGGAGCCAUCCAGUCACCAGAAGUCUCCCUCCAAAUGGUACUGGAAGCUUGUCCCUGUGCGAUACCGCAGAGAUCACCUGUCGGGUCGGACACUACAGCACUUCCCCCUGUUGGACGACUUGUUGAAGGAUGUGUGUGACGGCACGGCUCUGCUGGCUGUUAUCCACUUCUACUGUCCAGAACUCAUUAGACUGGAAGAUAUCUGUCUGAAGGAGGUUCCUUCCAUAACAGACAGUGUGUACAACAUCCAGCUACUGAGGGAGUUUUCUAAUGAGUACCUGAACAAGUGCUUCUACCUGAAGCCUGAGGACAUGCUGUAUUCUCCACCAGUACUGAAGAUUAAUGUGAUGGUCUUCAUUGCUGAGCUGUUCUGGUGGUUUGAGAGUGUGAAGCCAGACUUCGUACAACCCAGGGACCUUCAGGAAAUCAGAGAUGUGAGAUUGCUGCUGCAGCCGAAAGGUUCUCGACCCCAUGCACCCAUCUCCAGCGUCACCAAACGCAGUUUCCUGACAUCGUCACACUCCGCUGACAUCUUGACCACACCACUGAGCCCGGACCUCAGCACUAAACCAAGUUCAACGAGCCCAUCUCACUCUUUAUUGCCCCUGAGACAGAGACAACAGAAGGUGCUUGAGGAGAGCACUUCAGAGCUGAGAGAUAGGUCCAACUCUCUGACACGUUCAGAUGGGCAGCAGCAGGGACCAGUACUGUCCUGGCCAGAGAGGAGGCCGAGGCCUUUAUCCCAGCCGGUGCCCUAUGCCCUGCAUUUUCCCAUGGAGGACGACGCAGACAGUAUCAGCCUUGCUCGCUCCAUCAGCAAAGACAGCUUGGCCUCCAACAUAAUGAACAUUACCCCUAAACACAUGCUGGGGUCAGGCCCCCAUCUGCCUCAGCACAGACUCAGUGGUCAAAGCCUGCUUAGUCACAUGCGCAUAGAAGAUGAAGAGGAGGAAAUAGAAGAGGAGGAACUGGUUGCUGUUAUCCACCCUUAUGCAUUUUCUCGACAUGGACCCGGGAGUGACAUGGAACAGGAUGAGCUGGAAAUCCAGAGUGCAACCUCCAGCUCCAGAGUUUUGAAUACUCGUUGCUCUCCUCGCCUUGACGCGGGUCCCUUUACUCCGGACCAUCAAGCAGACAGCUACUAUCUGGAGCCUUUGAUGCCUGCCAUCCCUAAACCAGCCAAAGAGAAGAGCAUCAGCCUGAACAAGCAGGAGGAAAGUGGUGAGAGUCGCUGUAGAGCAGCAGGAGCUGCGAGGAAAGCCGCCACCAAUGUCUCAACCACUUCACAGAGGAAAACCCCUGUGGCUGAGUCAAAUAGGAAUACCUUUACGCCCAUACCUGUCGCGGAAUCAGUGCCUAGCUCUCUCAGGCCACCCACAGAGGGGUCGAUAGUCAUCUCUCCAUCUGAGAACAAACAGCCCCAAGGCUUUUUCCUUCAUUUGUCGGGAGAGCCAGACCACCACAGUCUGGAGGCAGGGCAUGACUCUGACUCAGACAUUGCAGACCUUGAUGAAGAUGAUGAGGAGGAUGAUCAGACGGAGCUGACUAGAGAAGUGGUCAAGAGAGGAAAGGGAAAAUGCUUAGAAGAGGGGGACGUGUGCGAAUUUGGAGAGGGUGAGUCAGUCAAGCUGAGAGAAGACUUGAAGGUGAGUGAGCGGGAUGAUAAGGAAGACAGCAGCGGCCGCUCAAGCCCUUGCCUCAGUACCAUAUCCUGGGCAAGCAGCUGCAGCGCUUCAGGCAGCGCCAGUGUCAAGAUGACCAGCUUUGCAGAGAGAAAGCUCCUUAAACUUGGCCUCCGUGAUGGAUUUUCAAGCACCAGCAGCUCCCAGAAGACCACACCUGAUGGCUCUGAGAUUGCCCCCUGCCCCCCCUGGCAGUUGAGGAGUGACUGCACCUCCAGUUGGCUAGGCAAGGAGCCUGGUUCUGUGUUGGGGAAUAAUAUGACGGGGAGUUCCCCAGUAGUGCCUUCAGAGUUGCUGCAACUUCACAUGCAGCUGGAAGAGCAAAGACGUGCAAUAGAGUAUCAGAAGAAGAAGAUGGAGACCCUGUCAGCACGGCAGAGACUAAAACUAGGGAAAGCUGCUUUCCUGAACAUCGUAAAGAAGGGUGGAGGGAGGAGUGACACACUUCCUCUACCCCUGAAACACUCACAGGAAUCCUCAGAACUAACAACUGCCGAUAAAAAUAAAGCGAAGAUCCAGUCCUGCAGGGACGACUCCUGUCUUGAUGCUCUGAAGGUUCAGGUGAAGGCCGAUCAGCCAGAAGGGGGACAGAUGAACAGAGACAACAGGUUGAACACCCGGUCUCAAGAUUGUGGGGCUGAACCUGGUUUUAAUGAGUGUUCCCGCUCCAUAGAUUUACUCAAUGAAGCUAUUAGUUCCAUUCAGCAGCAGAUGAUGCAGCUCUCCUUGCAGCAAGAUCUACUGAUGAAGCAGAGUGUGGUCUCACCUCCAGAAUUAGUAGAAUCAGGCCCUAGCACAACCCCCAACACAACCCCCAACACGACACAAACAGCAUCCUCUACCUCAGAUUCCAGAUCUUUUGCAGUCCACUUUGUAGAUAUCAGUGGCAGCAAUUCUUUUCCUGCUCGCCGUCCUCCCAAGCUUAGCUCCAGCCAACGCAGCAAAGGCUCGGACAGAAAACAGGACAAGGAGAACAGCAAGAUAGCCUCUAUCAAGUCCAAUACUCAGUCCCCAGAGGGCACACCCUCUCCCAAAGAAAUUACUGGUGGAGAUCAGGAGACAGGGAAUAUUGUGGAGAGCUCCAGGCCAGAGAGAAGCAUUCAGAGAAACACCACCUUCAGAGUCCAUGGUGGCAUCGGAGAAGGAACUGGACGCUUUCCAGAAAAACCCCAGUCACAGGACCCACCAGUCACUUCCAGUACACCAGUAUCUCCCUCACAGACUGCAGGACCACAAGAGAUCAAAGCUGACAACUCAGGAAAAGACGCUUUGGGUGGAGAUGAGAGCACCAGGGUCAAAGGUCAGCUGAUUGAGGUCGACCUGUCAGAGCUUAAGGAUCCACUGGAGGAUGGCAGUGCAGAUGUUACAGACUGCACAGUAGAGAAUGAGCAGAGGAAUGUGUUGGGCUUCUUCUUUAAGGAUGAUGAGAAAGCAGAGGAUGAAAUGGCGAAACGCCGUGCUGCCUUCCUCCUCAAACAGCAGCGCAAAGCUGAAGAGGCGAGGCUACGCAAACAACAACAAGAAGCCGAGGGGGAGCUCAAACGUGAUGAGGCCAGGCGUAAGGCAGAAGAGGAGCGUGUUCGUAAGGAAGAAGAAAAGGCGCGACGAGAGCUAAUCAAGCAAGAAUACCUGCGGAGAAAGCAGGAAGCGCUGAUGGAAGAGCAGGGUCUGGUCAAGCCUCGCCCAAGACCUAAAUCCCGCAGGAACAGACCCAAAUCACUGCACCGGGAGGAGCCCAACAGCCUCUCCAAAGGAUCCACCACGCGUAAUGCUCUGAAGGUGUCCAUGUUGAUCAAAGCCCAGGGUUCAGCAGCAGACUGCAGGGGAGCUGAUCUGAGCUGCAGUCAUCGAGGAUCAACGCUCUCUUUGGCGACCGAGGCCGACAGUGUCAUCUCUGGAGGGGCCGAGUCACAGAGGGCUGGAUCAGUGUGCUCUAUGGAGUCGUUCCCUAUGCUGAGCAGGGCAUCUAGCAGGAACAUGGAGAGGGACUGGGAGAACGGCUCCAUAGCCUCUUCCAUCACUUCGACCGAGUACAAUGGUCCUAAACUCUUCAAGGAGCCGAGCUCCAAGUCCAACAAGCCAAUCAUCAUCAAUGCCAUCGCUCACUGCUGCCUGGCUGGAAAGGUUAAUGAGACCCAGAAGAAUGUUGUCCUGGAGGAGCUGGAAAAGUGCGAGUCCAAUCACCUGAUCAUCCUUUUCCGCGAUGGUGGCUGCCAGUUCCGCGCCAUUUACUCUUACUCGCCAGACACCGAGGAGAUCAUCAAGUUCACAGGCACUGGACCACGCACCAUCAGCCGGAAGAUGAUCGACAAGCUCUACAAAUACAGUUCAGACCGCAAGCAGUUCACCGUCAUUCCAGCCAAGAGUGUUUCAGUCAGCGUGGACGCCCUGACCAUCCACAAUCACCUCUGGCAGGUCAAGAGACCGGGGAGUGCACGGAGGAAGUGAGA